Molecule: messenger RNA, 1389 nt
Organism: Ipomoea triloba (trilobed morning glory)
Lineage: Eukaryota; Viridiplantae; Streptophyta; Magnoliopsida; Solanales; Convolvulaceae
Exons: 3
Coding region: 163-1041 (292 amino acids)
Source: RefSeq, a predicted model, not a curated record
UUGCCUAUAUAUAUAUACCCACCUCCAUGGACACUCCAUCUAUAUAUCCCUUCAUUUUAAUCCCUGAAAAGCGAGCUAGCUGAGCCUUUUUUCUUCUCCUCAUCACAAUCUUUAACUCUUCUUGCCCCACUCCUCACCUAACCCCUAAAGCAUUAAUGCACAAUGGCCAUCAAAGAGAAUCCUCCUGCAAGGCUUCCAAAUGGUGAUGAUGAAGAGCAAUUUGGUAAUGGAAAUUCCUCCUCUAAGUUUUCAUUACAAGACGACUGUGAUGAUAACUGUGUCGCCGUAGAUGAUGAUGAUGAUGAAGCAGAAGCUGCUGGAAAUGAAUCACAAAGCUCCAUGGUCAGGAGCUUGUAUUGGGAAUCACAAGAGGCCUUGCUUCAGGAAAUUCUGGAGAAUUACAAGUUGAGUGGCACAAAAGUACGAGAAGGUAUAUACAAAAUCAUAGAAAGGGUUACCACAACAAAUAAUUGUUGUGAAUGCCCUCUUCCAAGAUUGGAGAGUUGUGCCAAGUGUUUGAGGCUUAGAGCUGUGAAUGAGCUCCGCAACAAGGGAUUCACUGCAACCCUUUGUACAUCCAAGUGGAAUCAAACAGAGAAAAAGCUCGGAGGAAGACAUGAAUACAUAGAAGUGAUGGUGAGCACACAAGGGAGGAAGAAGCAAGUUCCAUUGGUGAUAGAGUUGAACUUGAGAGAUGAGUUCAAGAUGGGAAAAUCAUGUGAAGAGUAUUGCAGAAUGGUAGAGCAAUUGCCACAAGUGUACAUUGGCAAAGGUGAGUACUUGAAUGCGAUUGUGCGUGCAGUGUGUGAUGCUGCCAAGAAAUCAGCGUCGGAGCAAAGGAUUCACAUGGGGCCCUGGAGAAAGACCAACUUUAUGCUUAUGAAAUGGUCACCGGCGGCUUCGGUUGAAAAGACUACUUCACUCGGCGCCGCCCAUCAAUCUUCGUCCACUCAACUUGUAAUAAUGUCGCCAAGACAAUGGCACCCAAGUAUUACAUCCGGGCUACAACCUGUCACCGGAACAACUGUGAAAGUUGCAUAGAUCAUCACAUAUAUUUUGAUAUAAUAAUAAUAAUAAUAAUAAUAAUAAUAAUAAUAUUAUUAUUAUAAAAGUAAUGAUUAGAUGCAAGUCUCAAGUGGUAGAAGUGUAGAACUAAGACUCUUAGUAAGAACACAAAGUCAUUAGUUUUUUGGUAUAACACAGAGUUUUCAGUGUCACUCUGUGAGUGAUUUUGUUAAAUUGUAAGCACUUCGAAAGUGGAUACUAGACUUGAGAUUUUAGGUUGACCCAGAGUCACUAGUUGAAUCUGCGGUCAAUGUUCCAAGUUGAGUGCAUUUUUCUCAUAUUGUUACUAAGAAAUGCUUAAUUUUCCAACUAGUCUUUUAAUUA